UGGCUCCACUAUGUAAAUACUGUGACGUGAAGAAGUAUACAGUAUCCACACUGACAACUUUUAUUCCAGAAAUCUGAUAGUGCUCCACAAAGUUUCAGUCCUGCCUGAACCUUUAUCAAGUCAGAUCUGGUACGGGAACAGUGUCUGGUUUGGACAGCAGGAUAAUUUGGCACCAGAUCCGGGAUUAUACACAUUAGAUGUGGAAUUUGUAAAGCAAUGAUAAGUUACAAGUUUAGCUGCAAAUCAACAAUGGAUUGGCAUUGAGAUAUUUAGCAUAAAAAAAUAAGACCACCCAAACAUAUAUAACUAUAGGGUUAUUACAAAUUGGCCUGGCUGUGCCAUGCUUUUGCUUGAUUUUAACCCCUGACAGGAAGUUUUGUACUUCUCUGAUUUUCAGUAUGGUGUUGUCUCCAUCUCCUCCCUCUCUCCCAAGAUAAUGUAUCAUCCUCUGCUGUUUUAGGAGGUGUGGAUGAAUCUUGUCUCUGUUCUGGCCCCCACCCCUAAGUGAUGUCACCACUUCUGACCAUUUGGGAAAAAUGAGGUGUUUUUACAGCAUGCUGCAUUGUACAGAACCAUGCCACAGACAGAGGAGCAGACAGGAGAUUGAUACAGCAGCUAUUGCAGACUUCUGUGUAGAGCAAUGUUCUGCAGAAGCUAUGGGCAGGAAAACAGCUGGAGUGCUGUGGGAGGGCUAUGAUGAACAGCUGAGGGAAACCAUUGCAUUCUGGGAAUUUUAGUACUGAGCAACUUCUCAAACAGGAAGCACAGUGACCAUCUGACAGAGGAGGAGACACAGAACAAAUGGAUUUUUCAUGGGUUCAGAACUGGGGCAGAUAGUGACUCCCUUGUAUACAGUAGAGUAUACAUCAGCCCUGCCUGUUAGAUAUAAUGGCUGCUGGACGGGAUAAAGUGAUUCAUCUCCUGAGACAACUGCACGGAGUAUCGUGCAGAUGUCCAGCCCAUUCUCACACUUACUCCCAAGCUCCAUCAUCUCAGACAACAACAGAAUAUGCCUUUGAGAUGGCUGUUUCUAACAUCAGAUAUGGAGAAGGUGUAACAAAAGAAGUAGGAAUGGAUUUGCUGAAUAUGGGGGCAAGAAAUGUUUGUGUGAUGACAGACAAGAACCUUGCAAGUCUUCCUCCUGUUCAGACUGUAAUAAAUUCCCUGGCAAAGAAUGGCAUCAACUUCUGCUUGUAUGACAAGGUCAGGGUGGAGCCCACAGAUAAAAGCUUCAAAGAUGCAAUACAGUUUUCGAAAAGUGGAUCCUUUGAUGCCUAUGUCGCUGUUGGAGGUGGCUCUGUGAUGGACACCUGUAAGGCGGCCAACCUCUAUGCCUCUAGUCCUGAUGCUGAAUUUCUGGACUAUGUCAAUGCCCCUAUUGGAAAAGGAAAACCAGUGACUGUGACACUAAAGCCCCUUAUUGCAGUCCCAACAACCUCUGGAACCGGAAGUGAAACCACUGGGAUUGCAAUCUUUGACUUUGAAGAACUUAAAGCCAAAACUGGUAUUGGAUCAAGAGCCAUAAAACCAACUCUAGGACUGAUCGACCCGGAGCACACAUUACACAUGCCAGAGAGAGUAGUUGCAAAUAGUGGAUUUGAUGUAUUAUGCCAUUCACUGGAAUCCUACACUGCCAUUCCAUAUAAUAUGCGCAGUCCUUGUCCUACCAAUCCUAUCAACCGCCCGGCCUACCAGGGUAGUAACCCCAUCAGUGAUGUGUGGGCCAUACAUGCAUUGAGGAUUGUUGCUAAGUACUUGAAACGAGCUGUUAACAAUCCGGAUGACCGCGAAGCCCGUUUCUCUAUGCAUCUGGCAAGUUCAUUUGCUGGAAUUGGCUUUGGGAAUGCAGGGGUACAUCUCUGCCAUGGGAUGUCAUAUCCAGUUGCAGGAAUGGUGAAAAAGUACAAAGCCAAGGAUUACAAUGUGGAUCACCCAAUAGUGCCUCACGGACUUUCAGUAGUCCUCACAUCCCCGGCAGUAUUUUCCUUCACUGCAGCCAUGUGCCCAGAGCGCCACCUGGAGGCAGCAGAGAUACUGGGGGCUGACGUCCGGACCGCCAAAAUGAAAGACGCUGGGCUUAUCUUGGCAGACACUUUACGCAAAUUUCUCUUUGACUUGAAUGUAGAUGAUGGCUUGGCAGCCGUGGGGUACAGUACGGCAGAUAUUCCUGCAUUAGUCAAAGGGACUUUGCCUCAGGAAAGGGUUACAAAGUUAUCCCCCAGACAACACACUGAAGAAGACCUUUCAAAGUUGUUUGAAGCUUCAAUGAAACUUUAUUGAUUUGGAGUGUAAAAGUCAAUGUAAGAGGUUUUUCGAGAAAUUUAUGAAUAAAGCUUAUUAAAGUUGGAAUAACAAUCCUGUAUUUGCACAUAAACUUAAAGAGAAUCUUCCAUCACUUUAAAGCUGCCUGAACCAGUAGUCAUCUGAGUGGUCCUCUAUGGCUUCUGUCUACCCCACCAGCAUUAAAGGGGUUAUCCAGGAAAAAACUUUUUUUUUUAUAUAUCAACUGGCUCCAGAAAGUUAAACAGAUCUGUAAAUUACUUCUAUUAAAAAAUUGUAAUACUUUCAGUACUUAUGAGCUUCUGAAGUUCAGGUUGUUCUUUUCUGUUCUUUUCUGUCCAACUGCUCUCUGAUGACACGUGUCUCGGGAACCGCCCAAUUUAGAAGAGGUUUGCUAUGGGGAUUUGCUUCUAAUCUGUUCCCGAGACACGUGUCAUCAUAGAGCACUUGGACAGAAAAGAACAACAUUAACUUCAGAAGCUCAUAAGUACUGAAAGGAUUAAGAUUUUUUGAUUGAAGUAAUUUACAAAUCUGUUUCUGGAGCCAGUUGAUAUAUAUAUAUAUAAAAAGAAAAAGUUUUUUUCCUGGAUAACCCCUUUAAUUGAUAGGUCUCUGUUUAGAUAUAGAAAGAAAUCUAUCAAUCAAGGCUGAUGGAGCUGGGACAUCCACUGGAAAUCUUUCCCUUGACACAUGAUCAGGCAGCAUGAAAACAAUGGCAGGUUCCCUUUAAUAUACCUAUCUUAUUAUUGUGAAGCAAAUGGGAGCUGAGUUGCAGUAACCUACCAUGGCCAGUACACAAUGUACGGAGCUGUCGGCUUCUAGUUCCAUUUACCAUGUACUGUGCAUGCUCAAGAUGGCAGAUUGGCGGGGUGCUGGGUGUCAGCACCCCACUAAUCAGAUAUGGAUAGCCUAUUCUAACCCAUUGGUAAAAAAAAAAAAAAAAAAAACAAGGAAAACUCCCUUUAAGUAUGUGAAAAUACAAUAAGCAUUUCAAUGAAAUGUAUUUAUUAAAACCCUUUAACUAUGCAGAAAAGUAAUGUGUGAGUGUUGAUAAAACUGCUGUGUAAAUCGUGUCAUCGCAUUGACUUUCUAAAGCUGCGAAUUGUAACCUACAGUAAUUUCCAUGUGAAUUGCUGUGAAUUGUACAGUAAAAUACUGUAUUUAUUAAAGGGUAAACAAAACGUA
Messenger RNA from Hyla sarda, 3465 nucleotides. It is a transcript of the gene ADHFE1, whose product is annotated as alcohol dehydrogenase iron containing 1. Gene Ontology annotation, molecular function: alcohol dehydrogenase (NAD+) activity; metal ion binding. Lineage: Eukaryota; Metazoa; Chordata; Amphibia; Anura; Hylidae. Gene Ontology annotation, cellular component: mitochondrion. The record is from RefSeq and is a predicted model, not a curated record. Bases 889 to 2280 code for a protein of 463 amino acids. The transcript is spliced from 15 exons.